This is a messenger RNA of Moneuplotes crassus, 375 nucleotides long. NCBI's taxonomy places the organism in Eukaryota, Ciliophora, Spirotrichea, Euplotida, Euplotidae. The record is from the annotation of a GenBank genome assembly.
AUGGAGUUCGAUCAUCAAAGUAGAAAUUUCAUACAGACAGAUGGAAACCUUAUCAAACUUAGAUAUCAAAUAUAUAGAAAUUAUGUCAUGUGUCAAACUAAGUGAAAGGAAGAGGACUUUGUCACUCUUGAGAAAUGUCAUAAAAACUGUGGAAGGUUCUUAGCAUAUGGUCAUAAAUACAGCCAAGCUCUGUACGAACAAUAUUCUACAAAGAUGAUCAAGGAAGCAGAAGACUGAAUGGCUUCUUCAGAGGACUCUUCUCCUCAGGAAUGAAUAAACAAGAUCACUUCUACUUAUGCAAAGGAUAAAUUGGAAGACUUCAAGUGUGAAUACACAUCAUAUCUAGAAAGACUUGCCAGCAGAUCUAGUAUUUAA